GGAAGUGGCGCAGGCUGUCAGUUACCGUCGUUGUUCAAACACAACAGACGCGCUAAAGACAAACAACAAAUCAAACUCGUCCUCAGAUCAUCAUGAAUGUGUCGAAAACAUGGCUUCAAAACCAGAACAGCUGCUGAUUGUUGUUUCUGUGCUCGAAGGCCGUCGGUUUCCCAGGAGUCCUCGGCACACGCUCGUAGUCGAGGCUCGCUUCGACGGAGAGAGUUUGGCCACAGACCCCGUCGAACACAAAGAACAGCCCCAGUUCUGCACUGAGCUGGCCUGGGAGCUCGACCGCAAGACUCUGCAUCAGCACCGACUCCAGAGAACACCCAUCAAACUACAGUGUUACGCCGUCGACUCCAGCUCGUCUGCGAGGGAGUGUGUGGGAUACAUCGUCCUCGAUCUCAGAUCGCUGCAAGAGAUCAAGCAGGCUCCUAAAUGGCAUCCUUUACUCAGUAGCAAGUACACAAAACUGAAACCUGCUCUUCUGAUCAGCAUGAUCUUAGAGAACGACACCAAACCAGCAGCUGAGCAGUUCAAGGCCAAGAAAGCUCCAGCGAGGCCAGGCUCUCCAGCGCUGGUUCCUCUGAACUCUGAUAAACUCAGGCCGCUUCUGAACGAGGAGGAAGGUUUCCAUCAGAUCGGACCUGAAGAUGUGUGCGCUGAGAUGUUUGUGCUGUCGGUGACGCUUGCCUUUGCUUCUAAACUGGAGCAGCUGAUCUCCAGCUCCACCAAGCUGUCCAGCGAGGGCUCCGAGUUCUUCUUCUAUUACACUCUGUUGGGGAACGACGUCACCAGUGAACCUUUCCAGAACCUCCUCAGUCCGAACUUUGAGCCGGAGCGAGCAUCGGUGCGCAUCCGCAGCAGUGAGCACUUCCUGCGGCUCUUCCUCGGUCAGCAGCCCUGUCUGCAGAUCCAUCUCUGCUGUGGAAACCAGUCUCUGGGCAGCACUGAGGUCAGUCUGGCUGGGUUAAUGAAGAGCAGCGCUGAUCUCACUAAAGGUCCGGCCACUAUAGAGGGUGUUUUCAUCCUGCAGCCUCCGCAGCGAGUGAAGGCCGGCCUGCAGUGUGUCCCGCCGGACCUCCAGCCCACUGUGAGCGUGUCUGUGACCCUCCGAGCCGAAGAGAGCGCUCAUCAGCUGGAAGUACCCAUUGAGAAUGGACCUAAAACGCCAGUGAAGAAAGGCCCAGUUCCAGCUGCCCGUCGUGAACGUCCCUCAGAGGAGCCAAGAGCCCUAUCACCGGACCGGCCUCUCCGGACCCCAGACCCUUCUCCUGAACACCAACACUCAGAGAGCGAGGCCGAGAGUCUGUGCACGCACAGCAGACAGGCCCCGCCCACAGCGCACAGCAGACAGGCUCCGCCCACAGCGCACAUCAGACAGGCCCCGCCCACAGCGCACAGCAGACAGGCCCCGCCCACAGCACAUGAUGUGACUGAAGCUGAUGCUGGAGAUUCGUCCGUCUCUGUUUCUGCUCCGAAGAUCUCCAUCCCUGCGUCUGCACAUCACUACAGCUUCUCCCUGGACCUGCGCAGCGUUCGAGAUCUGAGGAACAGCUUCCCUGUGAACUGCAUCCUCCGGUACGCUUACCAGUUCUUCGGCAGCGCGGCUCCCAUCAUGACCAGUCCAGCGGUGGAGGUGAAGAAGAACACCGAGGUGUUUCUGCCACAGUCGUACUGCGCCUUUGAUUUCGCCGCUUUACCCAAUCAGCUUCAGGACACGUUCCUCAGGGUUCCUCUGGUGGUGGAGAUGUGGCACAGAGAGCCAAUCUCUGGAGAUGUUCUGCUGGGUUCUGUCAGCAUUCAUCUGUCCCGUCUCCUCAGCUCCGAGAAAACACGCUUCCUCGACCCGUCCGGUCUGCAACGCUGGAGACAGAGCUGUUCUGAGAGGAUCCCCAUCAUGAGAGCAGACGGGUCCGAGAGGUUGGCUGAACUCUGUUACGUGAGCGUUCUUGAAGAUCUGGGCUUUGUGAAAGCGCAAGACGUCCUCGUCUCUGAAUCGUCACAGGGGCCGCCGCCGGCUCUGGCUCCUCCUCCUCAGGGCCCCGGGGGGGCGGAGCCUCUCACUCGACCUCGAGAGACCCCGGAGUACAAGGCAGCGCUGGAGCUGGAGAUGUGGAAGGAGAUGCAGGAGGAUCUGUUCGAUAAUCAGCUGAAGCAGAAGGAGUUGAGUCACAUGCAGGCACUGGCCGAGGAGUGGAGGAAGAGAGAUCUCCAGCGGGAGGCGCUCAUCAAGAAGAAGGAGCUGGAGUAUAAUGUUCUGGAGGAGCAGCUGCAGAAGACUCUGUGUGAUCUGGAGAAGAGAGAGAAAGCUCUGGCUCACGCUGAGAUGGAGACGCAGAGGCUGCAGCGAGAGCUCCGCUCCGAGCACGAGUUCAACAUGCGAGAGCUGCAAGACAGCGGCCGGCGUCUGCGCCAGGACUGCACUCACCAGGUGGAGCUGGAGAGGUCAAAGGUCAGGCAGCUCAAGGAUCAGCUGGCUCAGCAGCGACAGCAGAUACAAGAGGCUGAGAACAAAUACAAGCAGCUGGAGAAGGAGUUUGUUCAGUACCGGGAUCAGCAGAACGUCCGGCCCGAGGUCCGUCUGCAGUCAGAGAUCAACCUGCUGACCCUGGAGAAGGUGGAGCUGGAGCGUAAACUGGAGUCUGCGACUAAAUCCAAACUGCAUUACAAGCAGCAGUGGGGACGAGCCCUGAAGGAGCUGGCCAGGUUUAAACAGCGUGAGCAGGAGAAUGCUAUGACCCGUCUGAGGAAGCAGCAGCAGGAGCUGGAGCACAUGAGGUUACGAUACCUGGCCGCUGAAGAGAAGGAAGUCGUCCAGAACGAGAAACACGAGCUUCAGGACAUCCGUAACGAGCUGAACAGGCUGAAGCCACAGGAGGAGCCGUGCAGCUGGAGGGACACGGCACACGCGUGUGCGAGCGAGAGCACUGAUGAACACGUGACACGUCUGCUGGAGGAGAGAGACACGCUGCUGCGCACCGGAGUCUACACGCAUGAUGACAAGAUCAUCUCUGAGCUGGACCGACAGAUCCAGCAGAUCAUGAGCCGCAGGAACACGUGACACGCUCCGA
Molecule: messenger RNA, 3074 nt
Organism: Carassius carassius (crucian carp)
Lineage: Eukaryota; Metazoa; Chordata; Actinopteri; Cypriniformes; Cyprinidae
Gene: cep120
Product: centrosomal protein 120
Exons: 21
Coding region: 110-3064 (984 amino acids)
Biological process (GO): interkinetic nuclear migration; positive regulation of centriole elongation; centrosome cycle
Cellular component (GO): centriole; centrosome
Source: RefSeq, a predicted model, not a curated record